This is a messenger RNA of Triplophysa rosa, 945 nucleotides long. Its product is annotated as olfactory receptor 52E4-like. Gene Ontology annotation, biological process: G protein-coupled receptor signaling pathway. The record is from RefSeq and is a predicted model, not a curated record. Gene Ontology annotation, molecular function: G protein-coupled receptor activity; olfactory receptor activity. Bases 1 to 945 code for a protein of 314 amino acids. The transcript has a single exon. Gene Ontology annotation, cellular component: membrane. Lineage: Eukaryota; Metazoa; Chordata; Actinopteri; Cypriniformes; Nemacheilidae.
AUGUCUUCAGCGAGCAACAUCUACAAUGUGUCAUCUCUGCUGUCUUUUCAAAGCUUCGACCUGCCCCCCGAGAGGGCUAUCACUGCGUUUGUCUUCGCCGCUCUGAAUUAUACCAUCAUAUUGUUCUGCAACUGCCUCCUCUUGUUUACUAUCAUACGAGAUAAGUCUCUUCAUCAUCCCAUGCACAUUUUGCUGAUAAAUAUGCCUAUUAAUGACCUUUUAGGUUCCACAGCCCUGUUUCCACACUUCAUGCAACAGCUCCUCUUUGACACCAGGACCAUAACGUUCUCUUCGUGUGUAACUCAGGCUUUCUUUAUACAUGUGUAUGCUGUUGCUGUUGUGUUCAUUUUGACUGCUAUGGCAUAUGACAGAUAUGUCGCCAUCUGCCAGCCAAUGAGAUACAGCACCAUUAUGAGCAAUAGUCAUCUUGUGAAAAUCAUCUCGUUGGUUUGGCUUUCUAAUUGGGCAUUAAUGACUGUUCUUUUCAUUUUGUUGUUACGCCUGCCUCGAUGUAGGUCUUACCUCACUCAUACAUACUGUGACAAUCCCUCCCUGCUGCAGUUGGUCUGUGCAGACACGACCAUUAAUAACAUUUAUGGACUGAUGAUCACAGCUGUCUGUCAGGUAAUAACUGUGGGUUUGAUUUUGUACACAUACCUGCGCAUUCUCAUUGCUUGUUUCAGAAACAAAAGCUCUGACACGAGGAGUAAAGCGUUGCAGACAUGUGGUACUCAUCUAAUCAUAUUCCUCUUGUUUGAGUGUUUAGGCCUGUUUACGAUUGUUUCGUACAGGAUAAAAGAUAUUUCUCCUCACUUAAGAAAAUUCAGUGGAGUAGCUGCUAUGAUCAUUCCACCGACAUUGAAUCCUAUUAUAUAUGGACUGAGAACUAAAGAAAUCAGGGUCAGUUUGUUCAAAUUGUUUCAGCGAAAGGUUUAUGUGUCAUAA